CACCCUCUUACAACACUUACCAGGAAGAAACUGACUUGUUUCUCUUUCUGUAUUAUUUACUCUGUAUUCAUUUUCUUGGCAAGAAUCAAAAAUGAAUCAGAAUUCAGCGAAGAAUGAAGAAAAGUACUUUCAGGGUGGAUUUUUGAGAAGUUUGUUUCUAAACAGACAGCAGAUCUUUAUGAUUCUCAUGGUUAUUCAUUUUUUAAACCAUUAAUCAGUAAGUGAAAGUAAAGUUCAGAUCACUGGAGAUCAAAUGAGAGAAAUGGAUUCACUCUCUGUGAAGGAACUUUCUUGUCCUGUAUGCUGUGAAAUCUUCAAGGAUCCUGUUGUUUUAUCAUGUAGUCACAGUGUCUGUAAAGAGUGUCUUCAACAGUUCUGGAGAACUAAAGAAACUCAGGAGUGUCCUGUCUGCAGGAGAAGAUCCUCAAGAGAUGAUCCUCCAUGUAAUCUAGUGUUAAAAAACGUAUGUGAGUCGCUCCUGAAGGAGAAGAAAGAGAGGCAUUCAUCAGAGUCUGAGGAGCUCUGCAGUCUACACAGUGAGAAACUCAAGCUCUUCUGUCUGGAGGACAAACAGCCGGUGUGUUUAGUGUGCAGAGAUUCAGAGAAACACAUCAAUCACACAUUCAGACCCAUCGGGGAAGUUGUUCCAUCAUAUAAGGAGAAUCUCAGUACAGCACUAAAGUCCUUACUAGGCAAAGUUACAGACAAAAAAAAUAUUGUAAGAGAGUUUGAGAAAACAGUUAAACACAUUAAGUCUCAAGCUGAUCACACAGAGCGUCAGAUUAUACAGCAGUUUGAGAAGCUUCAUCAGUUUCUCAGAGAUGAAGAAGAAGCUACAAUCACUGCACUGAGAGAGGAAGAGGAGCAGAAGAAGCAGAUGAUGAAGGAGAAGCUGGAGGAGAUCAACUCACACAUCUCAGCUCUUUCACACACAAUCAAAGACAUGGAGGAGAUGAUGAAAGACAGUGACGUCUGCUUUCUGAAGAAGUUUCCAGUCUCGAUGGAAAGAGUCCAGAUCUCAUCACAGCCGGAUCCACAGACUCCUUCUGGAGCUCUGAUUCAUGUGCCACGAUACUUGGGAAACCUGCCCUUCAGAGUCUGGAAGAAGAUGCAGGACAUCGUCCAGAACACUCCUGUGAUUCUGGAUCCAAACACUGCGAAUCCAGAUCUCGUCCUGUCCGAUGAUCUGACCAGUCUGAGAUGGAGCGAGUACACUAAACCUCUUCCUGAUAAUCCAGAGAGAUUUGAGAUCUAUCGCUGUGUCCUGGGUUCAGAGGGGUUUAACUCAGGAACACACUGCUGGGAUGUGGAGGUUAAAGAGAGCUCAUCCUGGGGUCUUGGAGUAACUACAGCAUCGAACCAGAGGAAGGGAGAGGAUUUCUUUAACACUGAUGUCUGCUGUGUGCAGUACAGACUGUAUAAAUGGUCUGGUUUUCCUGUCAAACAGAAGCUUGAGCGUGUGAGAGUGUAUCUGGACUAUGACAGAGGAACAGUGUCAUUCUCUGAUCCUGUAACUAACACACAUCUACACACAUUCACAACCACCUUCACUAAAACAGUCUUUCCGUUCUUUCAUAGUUAUUCUCACAUGAGGAUCUUACCGCUCAAUAGUUAAUAGCCUAAAUGUUACACCUGUAGGUCUGCAUCUUCCUGCUUUCAUCAUGUUUCUAAUAUUUAAUCCAUAUCACAUGAGUAAGAGUGCUGUUGAUCUGAAUAUUAGUACAACUAUGAUUGGGCUGCAGCUGGUAACACACUGUAAAAAAUAUUACAUGCUAUCUGCUAAAAUUAUGGUAACUAUAUUACACAUAUUAUAUUUGAGUAGAUUUUAAGGUUGUUGUUUUUUUUAGUGAAAUUUACCCAAAUAAAUUAAGUAAAAAUUCCUAAAUUAUUUAGUCUGUGGCACUAUAAAUUUAAUAUAAUUAGGGGAAUGUGCUCAUUUAUUUUAAGUUUAUUCUCAAAAGUCUGUGGUUUUAAAUGAGAUCUGUUUGUAUUUUGUUAUUUUAUACAUUUACAAGACUGUAUACAGCCAAUCAGCUCAAAUAGGAAAAUACUUGAGAAAUACUGGAAAGUACUGCACUAGCAAGGCUACUGUUCAUUAAACAAGGUUAUAGUACCUUGAGUAUUACUACAAGAGUAGUAUCCAUAGUACUAUAAGAGUAGUAUCCAUAACUACAAGCUCUACUCUUCUGCACAGUGGUAACGAUUGCACUGUGCAAUGGAAACUUCAAUGUUACAGAAACUCUUACAAAUGUCAAAUGUAACUGAACAUUAAACAUUAAUAGAUGCUUCCCUUCACUCAAAAACAUAAAGUAGCAUUUAAUUUAAAAAUUUACUCUCCAUAUCCAGCCAUAUGCAAAGCAUGCUGGGAACUAACAAUCACCUCUAAAAUAAAACUGCAAAAUUGAGCUAAUUCACUUAAAUUAAAUAGGCAGCCUUCUUUCCUUAAUUAUUUUAGUUUAAUCAGUUCCCCAAUUCAAGCACCAAAACUGCUUAAGUCUCCAAAAAAAAAAAAAAUGAGGAAAAUGCAUCUCUUGGUUUUAUUAGUAAAAAGUCCUCAUUAUUUUCUAUACAACACUGAAUCACAAUUUCUUUAAGGAAAUCCACACAUUAUUUUUAAUUAUCACCUUAAUUUUUUUGAUGAAAAUUACAAGACACAUGAUUCAUUUUUUACAGUGCAUGUCCGCUCUACAGAUGCUGACAAAUUGCUUUCAACAGAUCAGAUGGUUAAAAUCAAGUAAAUUAACUAUUUUUAAGUGUUAUUUUUGUUUCAAAUUAAGGCAAAGUGUGAUUAAGCAUUGAAAAUGGGGGGGGGGGGUGUUGUAUGCUUAUGCUUUUAGAUUGAUUCAUUGGUGUGCAAAACGGUUCAAAAUCAUGUGUUGUUCUUUAGUAGUCAAUUGUUCUGUGAAGCUUGUAAUGUACCAACAAACAUUGCACAAUAAAUAAACAUGGAUAUAAA
Molecule: messenger RNA, 2956 nt
Organism: Carassius gibelio (silver crucian carp)
Lineage: Eukaryota; Metazoa; Chordata; Actinopteri; Cypriniformes; Cyprinidae
Product: kinesin light chain 1-like
Exons: 6
Coding region: 254-1615 (453 amino acids)
Biological process (GO): microtubule-based movement
Cellular component (GO): kinesin complex; cytoplasm; membrane-bounded organelle
Molecular function (GO): kinesin binding; zinc ion binding
Source: RefSeq, a predicted model, not a curated record